Messenger RNA from Benincasa hispida (wax gourd), 1884 nucleotides. RefSeq names its product solanesyl diphosphate synthase 1, chloroplastic-like. Gene Ontology annotation, molecular function: prenyltransferase activity. The record is from RefSeq and is a predicted model, not a curated record. Gene Ontology annotation, cellular component: chloroplast. Gene Ontology annotation, biological process: isoprenoid biosynthetic process; plastoquinone biosynthetic process. NCBI's taxonomy places the organism in Eukaryota, Viridiplantae, Streptophyta, Magnoliopsida, Cucurbitales, Cucurbitaceae.
UGGUACGAGAGCCACCUACCUCAUAACUUCCCCUUCAUUUAGCUACUGAUAAGAAAAUAAGAGACCCCCUAUGUGGGCUUCUUCUAUCCACUCAAUUUAGUUCCCACUUGUAAUCUAUCACUCUCUUCUAAAUCGGUUAAUUUUAAUGUUAAUGACCAUUGGGUUCUCUUUUCUUCCUUCUACUUUCAUACCCAUCUCUUAUUUUGUGCGCAUUAAGUGUUUGAUGAUUUGUCUAUGAGAAGUUGAGCGGAUUUUUUGAGCUGGGUUUUGUUUAUUUUAGCUUGACAUUUGGUGGUUUUAGAUUUCUGGGUCUGACUAGGAACGAUGUCUGUCAUAUGCCAGAGUCUUGAUUUUGGAAGGCAUGUUUUGGAUUAUGUUGCUUGUGGUUGUUCUUCCAAUACUCCAUUGGAUCCACAUACGGUCAGGAGUCAUGUCAAACUGUCUACUAAGGGUAGAAAGAGGCGACACCAAGCUCGAACUUUGAUUUGUUCUCGACGAAAGGUUGGGCAGUGCAGAGUGUUUUCAACUACGAAACCAGAAACUGUUUUGAAUGGCAUUACUGGUGGUCCUCAAUCAUUCUUGGAACUGAGGAGGGAGCCCAGAAGCCCAAUCUCGUCGACAAGUUUGUUUGAAGUCGUAGCCGAUGAUCUCCAGAAGCUUAACCAAAAUCUUCUGUCUAUGGUUGGUAAGGAGAACCCAGCCCUGGUAUCUGCUGCUCAGCGGAUAUUUGGUGCUGGAGGGAAGAGGAUGAGACCAGCUCUAGUAUUCCUGGUGUCAAGAGCAACGGCCGGACUGGUUGGGUUAGAGGAACUCACUGUGGAGCAUCGGCGUUUGGCAGAGAUCAUUGAAAUGAUCCAUACUGCAAGCUUGAUACAUGAUGAUGUCUUAGACGAUAGUGAUAUGAGGAGAGGGAAGGAAACCUUGCAUCAAUUAUAUGGUACCAGAGUGGCGGUGCUGGCUGGAGAUUUCAUGUUUGCACAGUCAUCGUGGUGUCUUGCUAAUCUCGAAAACCUUGAAGUCAUUAAGCUUAUCAGUCAGGUUAUUAAAGAUUUUGCAAGUGGUGAAAUAAAGCAGGCAUCAAGCCUGUUUGAUUGUGAAGUUGAACUGGAAGAAUAUUUGAUCAAAAGCUAUUAUAAAACAGCUUCCUUAAUUGCUGCCAGUACCAAAGGUGCUGCAAUAUUUAGUGGGGUUGAUCGUGAUACGACUGAGAAGAUGUAUGAGUAUGGAAGGAAUCUUGGUCUCUCAUUCCAAAUUGUCGAUGACAUAUUGGACUUUACACAAUCAACAAAGCAGCUUGGGAAGCCGGCGGGAAGUGAUCUGGCUAAAGGAAAUCUUACAGCCCCAGUUAUAUUUGCUCUGGAGAGAGAGACGAAAUUGAAAGACAUCAUCGAAUCGGAAUUCAGUGAGCCGGGGUCUCUCGAAGAAGCCAUCCGCAUAGUCAAGAGCAGUGGUGGCAUUGAAAGAGCGCAGGAAUUAGCUAAACAAAAGGCUGAUCUUGCUAUCCAAAACCUUCAAUGCCUUCCACAAAGUGCCUUUCGGUUCGCGCUUGAGGAUAUGGUAACGUUUAAUCUAGAACGGAUCGAUUAGUUUAGUUUAAGGAAAAUAUACUUGGAAUUUGAUCAAAGGAUACAGUCUGGCGCAAUCCCUCGGAAAUCAUGAAAAGAGACUACACCUUUUGCCAUCACACAAGCUCUGGUAUGUUACUGGUUGGUUGGGUUGUUGUAUAUUGGUUGAACAUGUUGAGCUGAAAAUAACUGCUCAUGGUAUCAUAUUGAAUUAUAGAUUUGAUGCAAGUUGUUCUGACAUGGAAUGUCUGUUUCUGAUAGCUUCUGUAAUCUGUAUACUAAAUUCUAAUAAAAUUUAUACAUUUUCUUCCCUUUCAUC